AUGGCGCCGGGGCCUCAGCCGCCGGGGCCCGAGAUGCUGCUGCAUUCCCUCCUCUUGCUCGGAGGCAGCGCCUUGCUCGUCCUGGUCCUGCUGCCCCAGGCCUUCGGGGCGCCGCCCGCGCACCCCACGGCCGCUGCCACCCGUGGCCCCCGGCUGAGGCACCUGGCUCUGGGGCCCGCCUGGAGAUACGAGCUUAACUGGGAGCGCAGCGCCGCGGGGCUGCGGCCGCUGCUGAAGCUGACCCCCGACGGGAGGCUGCGGCUGGGCCCGUGGGGGCGAAGGCUGAGGCUGCCGGGGUCGCCAGCCCGGGACUGCGAGCUGCCGCUGCACGUGAACAUCUCCUCCCGCCGCUCCCCGACGGCGCUGGCGGUGGCCCUGGCUGUGACUGUGCCGGGCCGAGCCUGCGCCCGCGGCCAGCGUAAGAGCGGCUCCGUGGCCACCGCCACGGGGGAACCAGAGCGCAUCCCAGACCUGGCAGCCCGCACCGUCCUGGGGGCCAGCCCGGGCCCAGCCUCCCCCUCGUCUGCCCCUCUGUGCUUCCCGGACCCCGAGGGAGGAGGGCGCGGCCCUGCGGAGCUGUGGGCAGCCCUGGAAGCCCUGACCAGCUUCCCCGAUUGCAGGUGCGCUGAAGGGGAGGAUGGCAGCAGUGGAGGCUGCGGCGGCAGCCCCGCCUUCCCCCUCCAGCCCAUCUGCCUGGAGCCGGGGGCCACAGCCCGCCUGCGCCUGCUGUGCGCUCUCAGGUCGGGCCCAGGCCCAAGCCCAUGGCGCCCGCGCUGGCCGCUCCCGGGAAGGGGCCCCGAGCUCCUGCUGGAGCUGACUCUGGAGGCGCCAGGAAUACUCCCUGCGGGGGCCAGGAGAGCCAGGAGAGGAACGUCCGGGGGCACUAGCCCUCAGUUCCAGCUUCCCAGCUUCCAGGUCUCUGUGCCUGAGAAUGAGCCAGCCGGCACUCCCGUGAUCGAGCUGCGUGCCCAGGACCCAGACGAGGGCGAGGCCGGCCGUCUGACCUACCAGAUGGAGGCACUGUUCGACGAGCGCUCCAAUGGUUACUUCCACAUCGAGCCAGACACCGGAGCAGUGACCACCAGCCGGCCCCUGGACCGGGAGACCAAAGACACACACGUCUUGAAAGUGACAGCAGUGGACCACGGAUCCCCCCAGCGUUCUGGGGCCACCUACCUCACGGUGACUGUGAGUGACACCAAUGACCACACUCCUGUCUUUGAGCAGGUGGAGUACAGGGAGACCGUGCGGGAGAACCUGGAGGUGGGCUAUGAGGUGUUGACCAUCCGUGCCACUGAUGGGGAUGCCCCAUCCAAUGCCAACAUGCGUUACAGACUCCUGGAGGGCGCCGAUGGGGCCUUCGAGAUUGAUCCCCGCUCUGGGGUGGUCAGGACUCGCUCUGUGGUAGACCGAGAGGAAGUAGCCGAGUACCAGCUCUUGGUGGAGGCCAAUGACCAGGGCCGCAAUCCUGGUCCCCGGAGUGCUACAGCCACUGUUCGCAUCCUGGUGGAGGAUGAGAAUGACAACUACCCACAGUUCAGUGAGAAGCGCUACGUGGUCCAGGUGCCUGAAGAUGUGGCUGUCAAUACCGCCAUCCUUCGAGUUCAGGCCACGGACCAGGACCAGGGCCAGAACGCAGCCUUACACUACAGCAUUGUCAGUGGCAACCUGAAAGGCCAGUUCUACCUCCACUCCCUGAGCGGGGGCCUGGAUGUCAUCAAUCCCCUGGACUACGAAGCCAUCCGAGAGUACACGCUGCGCAUCAAGGCCCAGGACGGGGGCCGGCCCCCGCUCAUCAACUCCUCGGGCCUGGUGAACGUGCAGGUGCUAGACGUCAAUGAUAACGCUCCCAUCUUCGUGAGCAGCCCCUUCCAGGCUGCAGUGCUGGAGAAUGUGCCCCUGGGCCACUCUGUUUUGCACAUCCAGGCUGUGGAUGCGGACUCUGGGGAGAACGCCCGCCUGCACUACCGCCUGGUGGACGUGGCCACCGGGGCGGGCACCGCGGCGGGAGAGGACCCUUCCGCCUGGACCGACUUCCCCUUCCAGAUCCACAACAGCUCCGGCUGGAUCACCGUGUGCGCGGAGCUGGACCGGGAGGAGGCGGAGCACUACCGCUUCGGGGUGGAGGCGGUGGACCACGGCUCCCCCGCCAUGAGCUCCUCAGCCAGCGUGGCCAUCACAGUGUUGGACGUGAACGACAACGACCCCGUGUUCACCCAGCCCGUCUAUGAGCUUCGCUUGAACGAGGACGCGGCCGUGGGCAGCAGCGUCCUGACCCUGCAGGCCCGAGACCGGGACGCCAACAGCGUCAUCACCUACCAGCUGACCAGCGGCAACACGCGCAACCGCUUCGCCCUGAGCAGCCAGAGCGGCGGGGGGCUCAUCACCCUGGCCUUGCCGCUGGAUUACAAACAGGAGAGGCAGUACGUCCUGGGGGUGACGGCCUCCGACGGCACCCGCUCCCACACGGCCCAGGUCUUCAUCAACGUCACCGAUGCUAACACCCAUCGGCCUGUGUUCCAAAGCUCCCACUACACGGUGAGCGUCCGCGAGGACAAGCCCGUGGGCACCUCCAUCGCCACCAUCAGCGCCACGGAUGAGGACACGGGGGAGAACGCCCGCAUCACCUACACCCUGGAGGACCCGGUGCCCCAGUUCCGCAUUCAUCCAGACACCGGUACCAUCAUCACCCUGAUGGAACUGGACUACGAGGAACAGGCGGCCUACACCCUGGCCAUCACCGCCAAAGACAACGGCAUCCCCCAGAAGUCGGACACGACCUCCCUGGAGGUCCUCAUCCUGGACGCCAACGACAACGCGCCUCGCUUCCUUCGAGACUUCUACCAGGGCUCCGUCUUUGAGGAUGCGCCUCCUUCCACCAGCGUCCUGCAGGUGUCCGCCACCGACCGAGACUCUGGGCCCAACGGCCGCCUCCUGUACACCUUCCAGGGCGGUGAGGAUGGCGAUGGCGACUUCUACAUUGAGCCCACUUCCGGCGUGAUUCGCACCCAGCGCCGGCUUGACCGGGAGAACGUGGCCGUGUACAACCUGCGGGCCCUGGCAGUGGACAGGGGCAGCCCGGCCCCGCUCAGUGCCUCGGUGGAGAUCCAGGUGACAGUUCUGGACAUCAACGACAACCCGCCGGUGUUUGAGCAGGAUGAACUGGAGCUCUUUGUGGAGGAGAACAGCCCGGUGGGCUCGGUGGUGGCGAGGAUCCGGGCCGCGGACCCCGAUGAAGGCCCCAAUGCCCAGAUCAUGUACCAGAUCGUGGAGGGGAAUGUACCCGAGGUUUUCCAGCUGGACCUGCUGAGUGGGGACCUGCGGGCGCUGGUGGAGCUGGACUUUGAGCUCCGCCGGGAGUACGUGCUGGUGGUGCAGGCCACGUCGGCCCCGCUGGUCAGCCGCGCCACCGUGUACGUCCGCCUUCUGGACCAGAACGACAACCCGCCCGUGCUCCCCGACUUCCAGGUCCUCUUCAACAACUAUGUGACCACCAAGUCCAACAGCUUUCCCACGGGGGUGAUCGGCCGCAUCCCUGCCCAUGACCCCGACCUCUCGGACAGCCUCAACUUUACCUUCCUGCAGGGCAACGAGCUAAACCUUCUCCUGCUUAACCCAGACACGGGGGAGCUGCAGCUCAGCCGAGAUCUGGACAACAACCGACCCCUGGAGGCCCUCAUGGAGGUGUCUGUGUCAGAUGGCAUCCAUAGCGUCACGGCCCUGUGCACCCUGCGGGUGACCAUCAUCACCGACGACAUGCUGACCAACAGCAUCACCGUGCGCCUGGAGAACAUGUCGCAGGAGAAGUUCCUGUCGCCGCUGCUCUCCCUCUUCGUGGAGGCUGUGGCCGCCGUCCUGUCCACCACCACCGACGGCAUCUUCGUCUUCAAUGUCCAGAACGACACCGACGUCAGCGCCAACAUCCUCAACGUGACCUUCUCGGCGCUUCUGCCCGGGGGCGUCCGCAACAGGUUCUUCCAGUCCGAGGACCUGCAGGAGCAGAUCUACCUGAACAGGACCCUCCUGCGGCUCAUCUCCACCCAGCGCGUGCUGCCCUUUGACGACAACAUCUGCCUGCGGGAGCCCUGCGAGAACUACAUGAAAUGUGUGUCGGUGCUCAAGUUCGACAGCUCGGCGCCCUUCAUCAGCUCCACCACGGUGCUGUUCCGGCCCAUCCACCCCAUCAGCGGGCUCCGGUGCCGCUGCCCGCCGGGCUUCACUGGGGACUACUGCGAGACCGAGAUAGACCUUUGCUACUCCAACCCCUGCGGCAGCAACGGGUUGUGCCGCAGCCGCGAGGGGGGCUACACCUGCGACUGUCACGAAGACUACACAGGAGAACACUGCGAGGUGAAUGCCCGUUCUGGUCGCUGCGCGCCUGGUGUCUGCAAGAAUGGCGGCAAGUGUGUCAACCUGCUGGUGGGCGGUUUCAAGUGCGAGUGCCCGCCCGGAGAGUAUGAGAAGCCCUACUGCGCGGUGACCACACGCAGCUUUUCGCCCAGGUCCUUCGUCACUUUCAAGGGUCUUCGGCAGCGCUUCCACUUCACGCUCUCGCUCACGUUUGCCACCAGAGAGAGGAAUGCCCUUCUGCUGUACAACGGGCGCUUCAACGAGAAGCACGACUUCCUGGCGCUGGAGGUGAUGGAGGAGCAGAUUCAGCUGACCUUCUCGGCAGGAGAGACCACGACCACGGUGGCCCCGCUGGUGCUCGGAGGUGUGAGUGACGGCCGGUGGCACUCAGUGCGCGUUCAGUACUAUAAUAAGCCCCACAUUGGCAGGCUGGGACUCCCUCAUGGACCCUCUGGAGAGAAGGUGGCCGUGGUGUCCGUGGAUGACUGUGACACAGCUGUGGCCGUGCGCUUUGGCAGUCUCUUGGCCAACUACAGCUGUGCUGCCCAGGGCACCCAGACGGGUUCCAAGAAGUCCUUGGACCUGACAGGGCCCCUACUCCUCGGGGGCGUCCCCAACCUUCCCGAGGACUUCCCUGUGCACAACAGGCAGUUCAUAGGCUGCAUGAGGAACCUCUCCAUCGACAACCAGGCCAUUGACAUGGAGAGCUUCAUUGCCAACAACGGCACCAGAGCAGGUUGUGCUGCUCAGGAGAAUCACUGUGACAAGAUCUGGUGUCAGAACGGCGGGACAUGUGUGAACAGAUGGGGGACCUACAUCUGUGACUGUCCACUGCAGUAUGGGGGCAGGAACUGUGAGCAGGUCAUGCCCCAUGCCCAGCGCUUCAGUGGCCAGAGCCUUGUCUUCUGGGGGGAUCUGGACAUCACCAUCUCGGUGCCCUGGUACCUGGGCCUCAUGUUCCGGACCCGGAAAGUGAGCGGGGCCCUUUUGGAGGCCAACGCGGGGACAUCAUCGAAAAUCAGCCUCCAGAUCCUGAACAGCCACGUGCACUUUGCCGUUUUCCACGGCCCCUCCGAGGUGGCCUCCAUGAGGCUGGGCAGGUCCCGCGUGAGCGACGGCGAGUGGCACCACCUGCUCAUCGAGCUGAAGAGCGCCAAGGACGGCAAGGACAUCAAGUACCUGGCCGUGAUGACCCUGGAUUAUGGCCUGGAUCAGAACACGGUGCAAAUUGGCAACCAGCUUCCCGGCCUGAAGAUGAGGAGCAUCCUGUUGGGCGGCCUCUCUGAAGACCAGGUCACAGUCCGACAGGGCUUCUCUGGCUGCAUGCAGGGAGUGAGGAUGGGGGAGACAUCAACAAACGUCAUGACCCUGAACAUGAAGGAUGCUCUGAAGGUCAGGGUGAAAGACGGCUGCCCCACGGACAACCCGUGCACUUCCAGCCCAUGCCCUGAGCACAGCCACUGCCUGGAUGCCUGGGACAGCUACUCCUGCAUCUGUGACCCAGGAUACUUUGGGAGAGACUGCGUGGAUGUAUGUAACCUGAACCCCUGUGAACACAUCUCAACUUGUGUCCGAACACCCAGCUCCACACGUGGGUACACCUGCGAGUGUGGGCAGAGCUACUAUGGACAGCACUGUGAAAACAAAAUCCACCUCCCGUGUCCUAAAGGCUGGUGGGGGAACCCCGUGUGUGGCCCGUGUCACUGUGAGGUCAGUAAAGGCUUUGACCCCGACUGCAACAAGACCAAUGGAGAGUGUCAAUGCAAGGAGAACUACUACAAGCCUCAGAACCAGGAGGUGUGCUACCCGUGCAAUUGCUUCCCCUACGGCUCCCACACACGCACGUGUGACAUGGAGACAGGCCAGUGCGCAUGCAAGUCUGGGGUGAUCGGGCGCCAGUGCAACCGCUGUGAUAAUCCCUUUGCAGAAGUGACCACCCAGGGCUGUGAAGUGAUCUACAGUGGCUGUCCCCGCGCAUUUGAGGCUGGCAUAUGGUGGCCGCAGACCAAGUUUGGGCAGCCAGCGGCAGUGCCCUGCCCCAAGGGAUCCGUGGGGAAUGCCAUCCGCCACUGCAGCAGUGAGAAGGGCUGGCUACCCCCGGAGCUCUUCAACUGCACGACAUCCUCCUUCCUGGGCCUCAAGGCCAUGAAUGAGAAACUCCAUCGUAACGAGACCAGAAUUGAUGGGGACAAGUCCAUCCAUCUCGUCCGCACGCUGGAGAAUGCCACCAAGUCCACGGGCGCCCUAUACGGGAACGACGUGCGCACAGCCUACCAGCUCCUGAUCCGCGUGCUGCACUAUGAGAGUCAGCAGCAAGGCUUCGACCUGGCGGCCACCAGAGAUGUGGAGUUCAACGAGAACCUCAUCCGAACUGGCAGCGCCCUGCUGGACCCCACCCACAGGGACUCCUGGGAGCAGAUCCAGCGGACGGAGGGGGGCACGGCGCACCUGCUCCGGCACUAUGAGGACUAUUUCUACAAUUUGGUGAAGAACAUGAGGAGGACCUACCUGAAGCCCUUUGUUAUCAUCACGGCCAACAUGAUCCUGGCUGCUGACAUCUUCACCAAGGCCAACUUCUCCGGCGCCAGGGUGCCGAGGUUCGAUGAGAUCCACGAGGACUACCCCAAGGACCUGGAGUCCUCGGUGCUGUUCCCUGCCCACUUGUUCCAGGCCUCGGACAGGAGAGAUGUGCCCACGGCGAAGCCCAGCAAGCACAGAGUGACCCCUAGAGCCGACCCCGCUGACCCGGCCACCGAUGACCCUCUAUCAAGGAGGAGGAAGCGGCACCCGGAUGAGUGGAGCCAGCACGCCGUAGCCUUGGUCCUCAUCUACCGUUCCCUGGGGCAGCUGCUGCCUGAGCAGUAUGACCCAGACCGCAGGAGUCUGCGACUGCCCCAUCGACCCAUCAUUAACACCCCCAUCGUGAGCACCCUGCUUCACAGCGAGGGAGUCAUGCCCCCCAACCAGCCGGGCCGUCCCAUUCUCAUCGAAUACACUCUGCUAGAGACCGAGGAGAGAACCAAGCCCGUCUGCGUGUCCUGGAACCACUCCCUGGGGAGCCGGGGCGCAGGAGGCUGGUCGGCCAAAGGAUGUGAGCUGGUCUCCAGAAACAGCAGUCACAUCACCUGCCAAUGCAGCCAUGCGAGCAGCCUGGCCGUGCUGAUGGACAUCUCCAAGAGGGAGCAUGGCGAGGUACUCCCCCUCAAGAUCGUCACUUACACCAGCGUGUCCAUCUCCCUGGUGGCCUUGCUCACGGCCUUCGUCCUGCUGCUCCUGCUCCGGACCCUCCGUGCCAACCUCCACAGCAUCCAUCGGAAUCUGAUUGCGGCCCUCUUCUCCUCCCAGCUGGUCUUUGUGAUCGGGAUAGACCAGACAGAAAACCCGUUCACGUGCACGGUCAUCGCCAUCCUCCUCCACUACUUCUACAUGAGCACGUUCGCCUGGCUGUUCGUGGAAGGCCUGCACAUCUACCGCAUGCUGACCGAGGUCAGGAACAUCGACUCCGGACACAUGAGGUUCUACUGCGUCCUGGGCUGGGGCAUCCCAGCCAUCGUCACAGGGCUCGCUGUGGGUCUGGACCCCCAAGGCUAUGGGAACCCUGACUUCUGCUGGCUGUCGGUCCAUGACACUCUCAUCUGGAGCUUUGCGGGCCCCAUCGGCAUCGUGGUCAUUCUCAACACCGUCAUCUUUGUCCUGUCUGCAAGAGUGUCCUGCCGCCGGAAGCACCGCGCUUAUGACCGGACCGGGAUCAUCUCGGGCCUCCGGACCGCCUUCCUCCUUCUCCUGCUGAUCAGCGCCACGUGGCUGCUGGGGCUGAUGGCCGUCAACAGUGAUGUGAUAGCCUUCCAUUAUCUCUUCGCAGUAUUCAGCUGCUUACAGGGCCUCGCCAUCUUUAUCUUCCACUGUGUGGUCAACAGAGAAGUCCAGAAGCACUUGAAGGUGGCUCUGAUGGGGAAGAAGCCCCACCCGGACGACUCCAUGACCACCAGAGCCACGCUGCUGACCCGGUCCCUGAACUGCAACAAUACCUACAUUGAAGAGCCGAAUAUGUACCGCACAGCGCUAGGAGAGUCCACAGCUUCUCUGGACAGCACCAUCAGGGAGGAGGGGACCAAGAAGCUCAGCGUGUCCUCUGGCCAAGCAAGAGGCCGCCCGGAGCCCGACGCUCACCUCUUCCGGAGGAGGAACGGCAAAAACCCCCGGGGCAAUGACUCGGACUCAGACAGCGAGCUCUCUCUGGAGGAACACAGUAGUUCAUAUGCGUCCUCACACUCAUCCGACAGUGAGGAAGAUGGGAUGGACGAGGAGAGCAAGUGGCACCCAGGCUCCUGUAAAGCGAGUGACCGGGGUCCUGUCCACAGCACCCCCAAAGCGGACUCUCUGUCCAAUCACAUCAAGGCCACGUGGCCCCCAGAAGCCGUGAUGAGUAGUGACGGUGAGGACACCAGAUGCAAGCCAAAGCUGAAAGUGGAGACCAAAGUGAACGUGGAGCUGCACCAGGAGGCCCAGGAGGAAGAUGGCAAAGACGUGCCCUCGGACAAGGAGAACCCAGGGACGCCCAGGGACAAUCAGAUGGCUCCCCAGACCAGCCACCAGCACACAGAACAGCGGAAAGGCAUCUUGAAAAACAAAGUGACCUACCCGCCACCCCUGAGCGAGAGGAACCUACAGAACCGGCUUCGGGAGAAGCUGGCAGAUUACAGCCAGACCGUGAACUCCUCUAGGGCGUCUUCCCUCGGCUCCAGUGACGGCAUCUGCCCCACGCCGGACCCCGGAGUGGCCGUCAAAAACUCCCCGAGGGAGCACUCUCGGGACCAGCUGAACGGCAUGGUCAUGAAUGUGCGCACGGGCACGGUCCAUGCAGACAAGUCUGAUUCAGAAGGCAGUAAUGAGACUUCCAUUUGAAUCAUCAGGAAAUCAUGACGCUCCUUGGGCCCCAGGACCCGCUUUCCCACAGCCCCGUGUGGAGCGCCAACCUCAAGAGCUGGUUACGGGGGGCGGGGCAGUACCUCAUCUCUUCUGUGCAGUUUACAUUUCAUGAAGAUCUGGGUCAGCUUCGGACAUUAAGUGCCUGUCGGAACAUCCAAAGCGUGCCAAAGCCUUUGGGGAAGUGAGCCGUGGGCUCCCCAGGCCACACUGCCACGGCCUGGCCCCAGAGAGAGGAGACAGUGGGGGACGGAGCCAGCCUUGAGCCUCAGCUCCGGGCCUGGGCUCGAGACCCCCAGGCAGUGCCUUCCAGGGUCCCUCCCCAACCAGCAGCAUCAGCCACCCGCCCGCCCACAAACAAACUUUUAUAUAAAGAAGUGUAGAUAGUUUUCUAUGUUUUGUAUGGUGAUUCUGAAAGGAAGAAAAAAACCCUGUGUAUAUUUUGCAUUUUUACUGAUUUUGUGGCUACCUGGAGAUUGCUAGGGGGAAAAAACCUCGAUAUUUUUAUAUUAGAAAAACCAAUGGACAGUUGUACCUGAGUUUGGCGGGGGUAAAGAUGACUGAUUGACACUGCAGGCCCAAGGGCCAUAGGCUGCUUCUCCCUCCACCGCCGAGCAGGGGGCUGGAGAUACCCCUUGUUGCCGCCGGCGCUCUCCUUUCAAAUGUCCUUGAGGCCGAGUGGGGCCCAAGAGAAGCAUCAGCUGGGACCCUUGGAGCCCAUGGACGCUCGUGUCGUGGCCAGCAUGGUGCUGGGCCGGCCGUGUGAUGGGCAGUCGUGGACUUAGCAGGUCCUCAGCCAGGUGAGGCACCAGGACCCACCAGGACCAAGGAAGAACGAGGCGGGUCGGGCCAAGGGAGAGGUUUUCUUUGGGGUUUGUUGUUUUGGGGGGUUUCUGGUUCUCGGUGGGAGCAGGAAGGCCCUUCUGGCCAUGUUUCCCAGGUCCUUAGGAGCCUUAGACGUGGGGAAAUUAGAAAUGGUUCCCGACCCCCUUCACUCCCUUUCCUCCCAAGCGUUUGGCCUAUUCCUCGGCUUAGUCCUAGAAGCCCCUUUGUGAGAAGGGCUGGGCCCGGUCACACUCCCAGCUGGCCCCACACUCCCUAGGCCAGAUGUCCAUCUGGUCUCACCACCUGCGGGGUGGGGACAGCUGGCUGCGGCUCCCAGGAGGAGGCCCUAUGUCAGAGACCACCAGGUAAAAAGAAAGCUCUGUUGGACAGCGACCCAGCUUUGGGACUACCGAAGGAGCGUGGGGGAAGGGACAACGCUGAGCACUGCAGAGCACGCUCUUAGGGCCUGAAUGUGUGUAAGGACAACGUCCCCCUGCCCCCCCAAUUCCACCUGUACUGAGGGCGGGGUGGGGGGGAACAGUGGCACAGCCAGCCAAGCCAUGGGACAUGUUGGGAUGGAAGCCGACUUUGGACGUGUCUGUGACUCGUCCCCAACCUUGGCAAGAGCUUGGGGACUUCAGCCAGUUUGCCCCCCCCCCCCCAGUCGAAGUCAAUCACAUGGUCACUUCUAUUGGGAGAAUGUCAGCUUUGUAAAUGACAAAAAUGAAAACCUAUUUUUCUGACCACAUUUUCCAAGAUAAAACACUGGAGGUUUUUGUUUGAAAACAAAUGAAUAUUUAUUAAUGCUCAGAACACUGGAAUGACAGCAUGACUGAGGAUCCAAUAAAUUAAGAGGUUUUUGAACGUGAUUUGGGCUCCCUCCCUGCCCCCAUCCCACCUCCCGCCUCUGUGGCGCACACACACAUCACUCACCUCCUACGACACUGGGAUGGCGUCUGGGGAGGGGGGGCUCACAAGAUGCAUCCCUCAAGCCCAUAGGGUGGGGUGAGUGACAGUAGCCCUGAGGAGGCCCCCCUGGGGGAGGGAGUUCACUCUGGACCCUGGAGCUCCCAGAGGGUAGAGACUCCGCCAUUUUGGCCUCUGGCAUCCUCAGGGUCCAGUG
Messenger RNA from Dromiciops gliroides (monito del monte), 11224 nucleotides. RefSeq names its product cadherin EGF LAG seven-pass G-type receptor 1 (gene CELSR1). The transcript is spliced from 35 exons. Gene Ontology annotation, cellular component: plasma membrane. Gene Ontology annotation, molecular function: calcium ion binding; G protein-coupled receptor activity. The record is from RefSeq and is a predicted model, not a curated record. Lineage: Eukaryota; Metazoa; Chordata; Mammalia; Microbiotheria; Microbiotheriidae. The coding region runs from base 1 to 9255 and encodes 3084 amino acids. Gene Ontology annotation, biological process: homophilic cell-cell adhesion; cell surface receptor signaling pathway; G protein-coupled receptor signaling pathway.